AGAACUUAGAAGAACCCCGGCCCAAAAGCUCUAUGACAAAGCCCAAUAACCCUUGUCCCUCGUCCAAGUCACGUCUCCUUCAACUAAACCCUGAACCCUAAUCUCUCUCUCUCCCUCUCUCUCUCUCACACACACACUUCGACAAUGUAUCGCUUCGCCACCAAGCUCGCUUCCAAAUCUCUGAUCGCUAAGAACGCUAAUCAACAGUUUGCUAGUAGACUGGCUUGGAGUCGCAAUUAUGCUGCGAAAGAUAUUAAAUUUGGCGUCGAAGCUCGAGCGAUGAUGCUUCGAGGUGUGGAGGAGCUUGCUGAUGCUGUUAAAGUUACCAUGGGGCCUAAAGGGCGCAAUGUUGUUUUGGAACAAAGUUACGGGGCUCCUAAAGUGACAAAAGACGGUGUCACUGUUGCAAAGAGUAUUGAGUUUAAAGAUAGAGUGAAAAAUGUUGGUGCUAGCCUUGUAAAGCAGGUUGCCAAUGCUACAAAUGAUGUUGCAGGGGAUGGUACCACCUGCGCCACAAUCCUAACGCGUGCAAUAUACUCAGAAGGGUGCAAAUCUGUGGCAGCAGGAAUGAACGCAAUGGAUCUCAGACGUGGAAUCAAUAUGGCUGUUGAUGCUGUUGUCACAAACUUGAAGAGCAGAGCACGGAUGAUCAGUACAUCUGAGGAAAUAGCUCAGGUUGGCACAAUAUCAGCAAAUGGAGAUAGAGAAAUUGGGGAACUCAUUGCCAAGGCCAUGGAAAAAGUCGGCAAAGAGGGGGUUAUUACCAUUGCUGAUGGGAAAACUCUAUACAAUGAACUAGAAGUGGUUGAGGGAAUGAAGCUGGACAGAGGCUACAUUUCUCCUUAUUUCGUAACCAAUCCCAAAAACCAAAAAUGUGAAUUGGAUGAUCCAUUGAUUUUGAUCCACGAGAAAAAAAUAUCCAACUUGACUGCUGUGGUGAAAGUGCUUGAGUUGGCCUUGAAGAAACAAAGACCUUUGUUGAUAGUUUCUGAAGAUGUCGAAAGUGAAGCUUUAGCAACUCUUAUAUUGAACAAGCUUCGAGCUGGAAUAAAGGUUUGUGCCAUUAAAGCUCCUGGAUUUGGAGAGAACAGGAAAGCGAGUUUGCAAGACCUUGCGGUCCUCACUGGAGGCACAGUUAUAACCGAUGAGCUUGGGAUGACUCUUGAAAAAGUUGGAAUUGAAAUGCUCGGGUCUUGCAAGAAGGUUACCAUAUCAAAGGAUGAUACUGUUAUCCUUGACGGGGCAGGUGAUAAAAAAGCUAUCGAAGAACGAUGUGAGCAGGUAAGAUCAUCAAUUGAGUUGAGCACUUCUGAUUAUGACAAGGAGAAGCAUCAGGAUAGGUUAGCGAAGCUUUCCGGAGGUGUUGCUGUCUUAAAGAUUGGAGGAGCCAGCGAACUUGAGGUUGGUGAAAAGAAAGACAGAGUAACUGAUGCCUUAAAUGCUACAAAGGCAGCAGUUGAAGAAGGAAUAGUACCUGGUGGUGGUGUAGCUCUUCUUUAUGCCUCGAAAGAACUUAAUAACCUGCAGGCUGCCAAUUUUGAUCAAAAGAUUGGUAUUCAAAUAAUUCAAAGUGCUCUUAAGGCACCUGUGCAUACAAUUGCUUCCAAUGCUGGAGUUGAGGGAGCUGUUGUGGUGGGUAAGCUUUUGGAGCAGGAUGAUCCUGAUCUUGGAUAUGACGCUGCUAAAGGCGAAUAUGUGGACAUGGUCAAGGCUGGUAUCAUCGACCCAUUGAAAGUCAUUAGGACAGCUUUGGUAGAUGCUGCAAGUGUCUCGUCUUUGUUGACUACAACUGAGGCCGUCAUAGUAGAACUUCCAAGUGAUGACAAGGAUAUUGCAGCAGCAGGUGGCAUGGGAGGCAUGGGUGGAAUGGGCGGCAUGGGUUUCUAAUUAUCGUUAGCCGACACAUCUGUAGCUUUUCUCAGUGACGAUACUUUACCUUAAAUUAGAAAUAGACGAGAAAACUCAUAUUGGGUAAAUAUAUUGAUAUUACCCCGGCCUCUUUUAUUUCAAUUUCCUUUUUUGUAUUAAUUUAUGAUUGCUUUUCGGAAAGUCGAAUACUGGCACCAUCAUAUACUGAGAUCUGAGCCAUUAGUGAUGCUUACAAACUGCUGCCUUCUCCUGCUGGGUCAGAUUAGCAGUCACCCCAAUUUGUAUAUUUCCCCAUGUACAAGUUUAAUUAUCAAAUAAAGAUUCAUUUGUUCUGUUUCUUUA
Messenger RNA from Daucus carota subsp. sativus, 2211 nucleotides. Its product is annotated as chaperonin CPN60-2, mitochondrial. Gene Ontology annotation, biological process: protein refolding. The transcript has 18 exons. The record is from RefSeq and is a predicted model, not a curated record. Gene Ontology annotation, molecular function: ATP binding; ATP-dependent protein folding chaperone. The coding region runs from base 145 to 1887 and encodes 580 amino acids. NCBI's taxonomy places the organism in Eukaryota, Viridiplantae, Streptophyta, Magnoliopsida, Apiales, Apiaceae. Gene Ontology annotation, cellular component: cytosol; mitochondrion.